Cryptotermes secundus is the source of this 1714-nucleotide messenger RNA. It is a transcript of the gene Wnt6, whose product is annotated as protein Wnt-6. Lineage: Eukaryota; Metazoa; Arthropoda; Insecta; Blattodea; Kalotermitidae. Gene Ontology annotation, biological process: canonical Wnt signaling pathway; multicellular organism development; neuron differentiation. Gene Ontology annotation, cellular component: extracellular region. Gene Ontology annotation, molecular function: cytokine activity; frizzled binding. Bases 3 to 1082 code for a protein of 359 amino acids. The record is from RefSeq and is a predicted model, not a curated record. The transcript is spliced from 5 exons.
GAAUGGACAUGCAGGCCGUGCUUAUAGCCGUGUGUCUCCUACUCGUCUCGCCUAUUACAGGACACUGGUGGGCCGUGGGCAGUCACGUGGUGAUGGACCCGACGCUCAUCUGCAAGAAGACUCGUCGGUUACGAGGCAGACUCGCAGAUAUAUGUAAGAAAGAGCCAGCUCUCCUCAAGGAAAUAUCAAAAGGUGUGUCACUCGGCACCAAGGAGUGCCAGUACCAGUUCCGGAACCGACGCUGGAACUGUACGACAGUGCACAGAAGCCUGCGUAAAAUUCUCAUGAGAGACACCCGAGAGACCGGCUUCGUGAACGCAAUCACGGCAGCAGGUGUCACGUUUGCUGUGACCCGAGCUUGCACGAUGGGAGAUUUGAUAGAGUGCAGCUGUGAAAAGUCUACUAAAGGCAGGAGUCGGUUGAGUCCCUUCUCUGACCACAGCGCAGCCACUGGUACAGCUGCAGCGUCCGCAGUGGACGGAGACUGGGUCUGGGGCGGUUGCGGCGACAACGUGAACUUUGGUUAUCGGAAAUCAAAGGACUUCAUGGACGCCCCGUAUCGUCGUAGAAGCGACAUAAAAACGCUCGUGAAACUCCACAAUAACAAUGCUGGACGCCUGGCAGUGAAGAAUUUCAUGAGGACGGACUGCAAGUGCCAUGGCCUCUCCGGAUCCUGCGCAAUGCGCACUUGCUGGCGCAAGAUGCCUCCUUUCCGUGACGUAGGUAACCGGCUCAAGGAGCGGUUCGACGGUGCAGCUAAAGUUAUCCCGAGCAACGACGGCCGCAGUUUCAUACCCGAAGGCGACACCAUAAAGCCUCCAGACCGCGGUGACCUCGUCUACUCCGAAGACUCUCCCGAUUUUUGCAAACCGAAUCGAAAAACAGGUUCCCUGGGGACGCAAGGACGCCAGUGCAAUGCGACUUCCCCUGGUGUGGAAGGAUGUGAGCUGUUGUGCUGUGGCCGUGGUUACGAUACACGUCAGGUCCGCCAGAAGACGAACUGUAGAUGUCGCUUUAAAUGGUGCUGCGAGGUAACAUGUGACACUUGCAGUUUCAAGACGGCAAUCAACACUUGUCGCUAGUAGUGGAGGCUGCAGUAGGCACUGUUUCUUAUUGCACAACGGUAUGUAUAAUUUCGAAAGAACCCACAGUGCCGGAGGUCUAUAUUUUCAGAAUGAAUCGUAGGAACCGAGAGAAAUUGGCCUUGUGGCUGUUAACGCUUCUCAUGCUUUGCUGAAGACAGGGUGAUUAGGCAAUCAAGACAGGAAACUUCUGAAUCCCGAGCAUUACGAGUAUAACAGAGGUUUAAUGUUAGCACAAAAUUAAGCAGUUAAUGCUCUAAUGUAAGUUCUGUUUAAUAAAUAUUAUUUUGCGGAAAAUCGUUCUACUCUCUAUAUGUACCGAAUGAGUAUUGAGGAAAAGGAACUUAUUCACGUCGGCAUUGCAGUUCAUUUUCUUUGACGAAUAUACCUGCAUCUUUCUUUGACGUAGCAACACAACCUAAAGUUAUUUUGUUACUAACUUAUUAAAUCAUUUUUUUAAUAUGGUCAAAAUUCAUUAAAGUAUUUCUUAAAGAUUUAUGAAUUGCUUAGACGCGGAUUUAGGCAGGAUGUGACGUAAAGACCACGGAAAAUAUCCUAACACUCGAAGAAAGCAGUCUUCUGAGAUGUGGCAUCGUAUAGAUGUGGUGUUAGCCGACGUUUUGGAGGAAAGU